CGUGCGUGCCGGGCCCAGGACUCGGCGGGCGCUGCUUCGGAGGCGCCGGCCGCGGUGCGGUCGUUUUUGUACCUUCCCGCGCGGACGUCGACGCCGCCAACGGAAGGGCGGGGCGGCGCGUGAUUAGGUGGCGAAGCCCGCAGGCUCCACCACCAUGAAGGUGAAAAUUAAGUGCUGGAACGGCGUGGCCACCUGGCUCUGGGUGGCCAACGACGAGAACUGUGGCAUCUGCAGGAUGGCGUUUAAUGGCUGCUGUCCUGACUGUAAGGUGCCUGGUGACGACUGCCCUCUGGUGUGGGGCCAGUGCUCUCACUGCUUCCACAUGCACUGCAUCCUCAAGUGGCUCAAUGCACAGCAGGUGCAACAGCAUUGCCCCAUGUGCCGCCAGGAGUGGAAAUUCAAGGAGUGAGGCUGCAUGCUGUGCAGCUCCCUCCCCUCACCUGAGAUGGCAUCCUAAGACCCCCAUCAUCACUGUGGAACCCAGUGGCCAUGGUCUCUAGUGGGGACUGUUCCCCUUUAGCUGUAACAGGGUUGAAACAAGGACUGUAGCUUCCCUCGUUUGUUUUUUUUCUAUCACAAUGUUGACACUUUUAUUCAAUAAGUAAAACUCAUUAAAGUACUUGAGCCUUGCUGGAGGCCUCUGGGCGCCUGUUUUCUUGGCAUAUUGAUGCAGCAUCACAGUGUUUUGGAAUGAAAACUCAUGAAUAAACAUGAUGAUGAAACACUGCCGAGACCCUUAUCAAAUCCUGAGUCACAACUCCAGGAGAAAGAAUGCGGGAGCAGACAGAAGAGCCUGGGGCAGGGGCUGGCCAGGCAAAGAAUGUGGGGUAUGUUUGUUCCAGUGUGGGAUGCAGGGGCACCAUGGCACCAGGACACUUCCUCUGAUGGAAGCUCCUGGGACCCUCCCUCAGCUCUGAGUGGGCACAGCUGGCAGCUACUGUUCAUGUGUCUUCCUGGCUGAAGGAAGAAGUGGCUGAGCAGGCUCUGGUCAUGCCCAGAUGGUCUGCAGAGACUGCUGUGGUGGUCUGUUCUCCUUACUGAGACUGAUGGCCAGCUCCAGUACAGGACCUUGACAUUGGGAUGUCCCCAAGUAUCCUAAGGAAGAACAGCCCUUGGGAGGCUCCUUUGUUCCCCACACCUGGGUGUCGGAAGCCACUGGAGAAGCAGUAGCCUAGCUCUGGGUGUCACGAAGGUCCUGGGUUGAGACUGACGUAGAUUGUCUCUAGGAACCUUCAGGAAUCAUUCCAUCAGUUCUGUAACCCCUGUCCCCAUGGGCUCAGCGCCCACACCUGGUGUGACCUGCUUUGUACUCCACUUUGUCCUCACAGCCCUAGGGAGUAAAUGAAGCAUCACCUGGAAGGGCAGAGGUUCUGUCCCACCUCUGUCUGCAUGUGGGCCAUUGGAGGUCCACCCACUGCAAGUGCAGUCAGGCUUGUGGCUCUGGGCAGGCCACCAAGCUUUUCUGCUGGGCCAUCUACACAUGGGGGCCUGGACCUGGCACCAGCCAUUAAGAGUAAAGAAGGUCACAGUUCAGGAGGGAGGUGGGUGUGAUUGAGCUGUGACUGCAAAGAGGGGGGACAAGGUCCAUGGGUCUGGAGCUGCUUGGGCUGGCUCACAGGCCAUGUCCAUCUUGAGGUCCAAGCUUCAUGUUCAUUCUGGCCUGCCCCUACCUCUACCUGCCUCCCCUCCUAGAGUGCCCUCCCCCUCCUGGGUACCUUCCCAUGGGAAUCCACCCAUUUUUCAUUGUCUCUAAAGCAUCUUCCUGUGGGACAGGAAGUCCCCAUGAGGGCCUCACCUUCCCAGGCUCACCUCUGAACCCUCCACAGCCACAGGCUCACUUCUGGCUUCCUUGCCCCUGGGUGCCCAGAGAGUCUUGUUCUAAGGACCAGUCCCACCCCCAAACACACCCAGUCUCUGGAGGUCAUAAAUCCACAACCUGCCCUAGGCACAGGUGCCCUCUCUGCACAUGGGGUCCCUGAUUUCUGGGCUUUCUUCCCCAUUGUUCUCCCACCUGCCUUUUCCAAGAAAGGGUAUCUGUAAGGUCCUCAUCAAACCCCAUAACCUCAGCCCGGGCUCACCCUCAGUUCCCUUCCCAGGCAGGCUCGGAGUCACUGGGGGAAGCUCAGCCCAGUCUUUAGACUGUCUCCAAGCAUCCCCUUAUCUCCCUGGAGUACCCCUUCAUUGUCCCCACCUGCUCCUGGUUCAAGGAGCCAUGUCCAAUUCAUGUUCUGGGCCCUGGCACAGAGCAGGUGUUCAAUGCCUCUAACCUUGCACUGUGUCCAGAGCGCUUGGACUGAUGUUUGCCAAAUGCAUUCAGAGAAGGCUCUAGGUGCACAGCCAGGUGGGAGAGGCUCCUGGGCCACCCAUUCAGGAGCAGAGCUGGGCAGGAGGGGCCUUGGGUCUGUAGUCGCUCUCUCUGGCUUUCCUGAAGUUGGGGCCUGGCUUUGCUGCCCUUCUCCCGCUAGAGGAGCAGGUCAAGUAGCAGAAUGACCCAUCAUGAGCAUAAAACAAGUUGCCCCCGCCAUGUCCCACCUGUGGACUUUUAUGCCUGUGGUCAGGAAGUCUUGGGUCCUGAGAUCAGUUCUCUUUCAGGGUGGGCGAAAUUGCCCCCUUUGCCUCCUGAGCACCGAGCGGCCACUGGCUCUCCAGCCUCCGCAACACUGGGGAGGAGUGAAGCAAAGGCUCCCGGGGCUUGGCACUCUUGGGCCAUUGCAGGGGUUCAGUGCAGCCAGCCCCUCCCAGGCUCCCACUGAGGCCGGCCCAGGUCAAUGGACCCGGCUGGUGGGAGGGUCUGUGUGUCCAAUCAUGAGAGUGUCUGUGGUUACAGGCGAGAUCCGGCUCUGGAAUGCAUGCGGGGCCUGACCUGUCCUCAGCGCAGCCCUGCGCCCCUGCCCACCUGCUGCUCCUCCGGGCCCUGCGACGCGCAGCACGCCUGGCUCCGUCGUCGGAGUCCCUUCCCCGCCCAGUCCCCCGCCCCCGUCCCAGCCGCGGACAUAUAAGACACGGUC
Messenger RNA from Castor canadensis (American beaver), 3008 nucleotides. It is a transcript of the gene Anapc11, whose product is annotated as anaphase promoting complex subunit 11. Gene Ontology annotation, molecular function: cullin family protein binding; ubiquitin protein ligase activity; zinc ion binding. Gene Ontology annotation, biological process: anaphase-promoting complex-dependent catabolic process. The record is from RefSeq and is a predicted model, not a curated record. Lineage: Eukaryota; Metazoa; Chordata; Mammalia; Rodentia; Castoridae. Gene Ontology annotation, cellular component: anaphase-promoting complex.